AAAGAGAUCGAGAUCUGGCGCUUGUCUCUCUCCUCCUUCCCUCUCCGUGCGCGUCCCUCUGCUACCGAUCUCCUCCUUCGGAUCGCCCUGGUGCCCGAUCCCGAUUCUUGAGGGGGCGCAUGGCGGAGCAGCUCACCGACGACCAGAUCUCCGAGUUCAAGGAGGCCUUCAGCUUGUUCGACAAGGACGGCGAUGGUUGUAUCACUACUAAGGAGCUUGGGACUGUGAUGCGCUCUCUGGGUCAGAACCCUACAGAAGCAGAGUUACAGGACAUGAUAAAUGAGGUUGAUGCAGAUGGUAAUGGGACGAUCGACUUUCCUGAAUUUCUCAAUCUGAUGGCCCGAAAGAUGAAGGACACCGACUCAGAGGAAGAACUGAAGGAGGCCUUCCGAGUCUUCGACAAGGAUCAGAAUGGUUUCAUAUCUGCUGCUGAGUUGCGUCAUGUCAUGACCAACCUAGGUGAGAAACUGACGGACGAGGAAGUUGACGAGAUGAUCCGUGAAGCUGAUGUUGAUGGAGAUGGUCAGAUCAACUACGAUGAGUUUGUCAAGGUCAUGAUGGCAAAAUGAGUCCUCGAAAUAAAAUCUCAUGAUCGUCCCUGUCUGUUUUAAUUUACAAACCCCAUGGGUGGGUUUUGUUUGAAUCCAACUAUCCUGAACUUGGAAGAUGAUGAAAUCAUUUGCUUGAUUAAUUUAGUUUGCUUCUCCUGUGAUCA
Musa acuminata subsp. malaccensis (wild Malaysian banana) is the source of this 715-nucleotide messenger RNA. Its product is annotated as calmodulin. Lineage: Eukaryota; Viridiplantae; Streptophyta; Magnoliopsida; Zingiberales; Musaceae. The record is from RefSeq and is a predicted model, not a curated record. Gene Ontology annotation, molecular function: calcium ion binding.